AUGGCCAAGUUCGAGAUUCCGCCAUCGGCCACGGGCCUCCGCGAGAUCCCAGAGUCGGAGCUCGACCUGCGCUCCGACGCCGAGAUCAUCGCGGACCUUAAACAGUUCGUCCCCGUGACCUCGGAAAAGAACCUCUGGGCCUUUUGGGACAAGGGCAUCGACGCCAUGUACCCCAGCUACCGGUGUACGGUCCUCAACUGGGUACGCCGCCUGGGCCGCACCUGGACGGUGCGCAUCGUCGACCUCGCCGAGGGCUCGCCCAACAACGUGUACAACUUUGUCGGCGCCGAAUGGUUCCCCGAAUGUUUCGUAGCCCGGACCAUGGACGGAAAGCACGCCGCGCAGCACGCCGCCGACCUCGCGCGGCUCCCUCUGUUAUACGUCCACGGCGGCGUCUGGAUGGACGUGGGCAACAUGCUGCACACCCACCUCGACCGCCUCUUCUGGGACCACCUGACGGGCCCGGACGCGCGGUUCGAGAUGGGCGUGUGGAUCAUCACGGGGCAAAUCAGGAAACCGUGGGGCAGCUUCGGGAACUACAUGCUGGCCGCGCGCAAGGAGUGCACCUUUAUCCAGAACUGGCACAACUCGUACAAGUCGCUCUGGGCAGGCCGGACCAACGCCGAAGGCUUCAGCGACCUACCGCUCGUGCAGGAAAUCGGCAUGGCCGAGGGCCUGGCAGACUGGGACUUCAAGGAAAAGCUCAAGCACAUGAGCGACUACGUGGCGCAGAUGCUCCUCGGGGACCGCACCAAGAACCUGCUCGACGUCGCGACGGGCUGGAACGGGCGCGACUUCUGGGAGACCAAGGUGUUCAUGGUGGAGGGCAUCGCCAACGGGGUACUCGCCGCGAUCCGCACCAACGGCGACGGCUACCGGCAGGCGGAGCUCUUCACGACCGCGCUGGACGAGCCUGACGCGGCCAAGAGGCAGGCGGCGGAGGAUUUCGUCGUGGAGAUGCUGGAGAAGAGCCACAUGUACAAGGUCUACCAUAACUCGUCGGGCGGGCGGCCGGCGCUCGGCGACGUCAUCAAGAAGCCCGAGUUUCGGGACGCGGAUCACAGGCCCGGCACGUUUGGCGAGCUGUACCGGUAUGGUACGGUGCACUGGGAGCCGACGCGGGAGGUGGAGCGCCUGGUGCCCCAGCCGACGGGCGAGCCCUUGAUUCGGGCGACGCCUACGACGGUGGCGGAAAGAGGGUGA
Molecule: messenger RNA, 1203 nt
Organism: Parascedosporium putredinis
Lineage: Eukaryota; Fungi; Ascomycota; Sordariomycetes; Microascales; Microascaceae
Source: the annotation of a GenBank genome assembly